Molecule: messenger RNA, 1009 nt
Organism: Lactuca saligna
Lineage: Eukaryota; Viridiplantae; Streptophyta; Magnoliopsida; Asterales; Asteraceae
Source: the annotation of a GenBank genome assembly
CGUUGCACUCGCACAGCAAAAUUGAGCUGCCAAUCAACCGUCAGUUUCUCGAAUUCCCAAUUUGUCUUUUUUAGGGUAAUCAUUCAUUCAAUUCUGUGUACAACAAUCGAGAAGUCAAAAUCAAUUUUGACCAGAAAAGAGAGGCAGAGAGAGUGAUCGAUCUUUUGGUUCAAUCGAUCUCUUUCUCUUGUAGUCUCUCACAGUCGCUAUGGGUUUAUGGGAAGCUUUUCUCAAUUGGCUUCGAAGCCUCUUUUUCAAGCAAGAAAUGGAGCUCUCUUUAAUAGGCCUCCAAAACGCUGGAAAAACUUCACUUGUUAACGUUGUCGCCACUGGUGGAUAUAGUGAAGAUAUGAUCCCAACAGUGGGAUUUAAUAUGCGAAAAGUAACUAAAGGAAAUGUAACAAUCAAACUAUGGGAUCUUGGUGGACAACCUAGAUUUCGUAGUAUGUGGGAGAGAUAUUGUCGUGCAGUUUCUGCCAUUGUGUAUGUUGUUGAUGCAGCGGAUCCUGAUAACUUGAACAUAUCAAAGAGCGAACUUCAUGAUUUAUUAAGCAAGUCGUCAUUAAAUGGAAUCCCUUUGCUUGUGUUGGGAAACAAGAUUGAUAAAGAUGGUGCUUUAUCUAAGCAAGCUUUGACUGAUCAAAUGGAUUUGAAGUCUAUUACGGAUAGAGAAUCGCCAUCCUCACAUCCUCGUCUUUUAUUUCCGGUGUCACCGCCUCCUAGCCUUGCUAGAACCACCGAACAUUGCCACUUUCGUAGACCAGUCAAAGUCGUGAGCCACCAGAAAUGUUCCCCCGAUGAGUGCCGACGAACCCGAGACGCGCUGAGAACGAUGCUGGUUUUGGGAAGGGCCGAUCGAAGUGCUCCAGUUGGGUCUCAGCGUUGUAACCGCUGCCAUGCGACUGUUUCAUCAUGGGUGCAGCCGCCAGCUUCGUUUCUUCGAUCAUCGGAUACCACCGCUCCACCGCCGACAUCAAAGAUGAGGACCACUGUGCGCUCACUCCGUUGA